AUGGCUGAAUCGACGCAGUUAUUUGCUGGGCCUCCACCCAUUUGGCCCGAUAUUAGAUCAGAACUGCGGGAAUAUAUUGAAUGUCCUGAACGAUUACCUAUACAUCAAUUGGAUAAUACCCAAUGUUAUUGGCCACGUAAAGCAGAUGUCCUUUCCUUGCUAGAAUUUGAUUUAGCUCCCGUUAACACCACGCUUAAAUUUGACCGUGAUCCAAUGACAGGCAAGAUUGGCGAGAUACAAGAAAUUGACUUACAAGGUGCAGGGGAAACGGCAAGAAAUUCUAUGUCUAUGACUCGUGCACCUGGGUUACUUACAGAUGGAGUUCGAGGUAAUCCUAGCAAUAUUCCAUUUUGGCCUGGUGGUUUUGAAGAACCUAAAGUGCCUAAAAGUGAAGACAUGAAUGAUAUCGACUUUGAGAAGGAUUUAAGGACAUUAGCCAAAGGAUUUAGCUCAGGUUUAGAAUUUAAAAGUGAUAAUUGUACACCAAUCCAUUGCAUGAGAUACGAAGUAGAAGCUGCAACAUUAGAAGAAACUGAAAAAUUAAUAAUCAAAAAUGAUAACAUAAAUUUAAUGGCUGUUAUACACGAGGAAGGAAAUUUGCUUGGUUCAUGGUCUUCAGUUGAAGAGCCGAAAAAAGAAAGUGUUCAAGCUGUGGAUAACAACAUUCCCUUUAUAAACAAUUCCAUUUUACCCAAAGAAACAGAUAUACCUGUCUUGAAAAUAUCCGAGACACAAACAGAACUUACGAAAGCAGAAUGGGCAGAACAGCUGGAUGUAUCUGCACCAGUAACAGACUUUAACAAGAGAGUACCUGAUCCAGCAAUUACAUUCAGUUAUGAACUAGACACUUUUCAAAAGCAAGCUAUUCUUAAAUUGGAAGAAAACAGCAAUGUCUUCGUUGCUGCAGGAAAGACUACUGUUGCUGAAUAUGCCAUUGCAUUGAGCCAAAAGCAUAUGACAAGAGUAAUUUAUACAUCUCCCAUAAAAGCUCUGUCAAAUCAGAAAUAUCGUGAUUUUAAGAGAAAAUUUGAAAGUGUUGGGUUAUUAACAGGUGAUUUGCAAAUAAAUCAAACUGCUUCAUGUCUAAUCAUGACAACAGAGAUCCUACAAUCAAUGUUGUAUUGUGCAUCCGAUGUUUUACGAGAUUUAGAGUUCGUCAUAUUUGACGAAGUGCAUUAUAUAAAUAAUGAAGAUAGGGGUCAUGUAUGGGAAGAAAUAGUUAUUCUUUUACCACAGAGUAUUAAUAUAGUAAUGUUAUCUGCGACUGUACCAAAUCCAAUAAUAUUCGCGGAUUGGGUCGGUCGCAUCAAAAAGCGAAAAAUGUACGUGAUUAGCACUUUGAAAAGACCAAUACCUCUGUUACAUUAUUUGUAUACUGGCACUGAUGGCAAAACUAAGGAUGAUAAGUUCUUAGUUCUUGAUAGCAACAGCCAAUUUUUAUUGGAUGGAUGGUACAAAGCGACAAAUGCAUCCGAUAGAAAGAAAGACAAAACUUCGAAGGACUGUAGGAGAAAAAUUCAGAUGACGCCGAAACAAGAAGAAGUAUUAUGGAGAGCAUUUGUAAGCCACCUUCAGAACAAUGACAUGUUACCCGUUGUCGUAUUUACUCUGUCGAGGAAACGCUGCGAUAUGAAUGCUGCCACGUUCAGAAAUCUCGAUUUAACAACCGCGAGAGAAAAGCAUCAAGUACAUGUAUUUUUCCAACAUAACAUAAAACAUCUAAAGGGUAGCGACAGAGAAUUACCACAAGUACUUAUGAUGCAAGAGCUCCUGGAAAAAGGUGUAGGUAUACACCACAGUGGGAUAUUACCAAUUUUGAGAGAGAUCGUAGAAAUGUUAUUUCAAAGUGGAGUUGUCAAGUUACUGUUUGCGACAGAAACUUUUGCCAUGGGAGUUAACAUGCCGGCGCGCACGGUAGUGUUUGAUUCUAUACGAAAGUACGAUGGAAACAACUUUCGUACUUUGUUUCCAACUGAAUAUAUACAGAUGGCUGGCCGUGCCGGACGACGAGGUCACGACACUACAGGUACUGUUAUAGUGAUGUGCAGACACGACGUGCCGCACUUUAACGACUUGAAACCUAUGAUGUGCGGUGAACCGCAGACAUUGGAGUCGAAAUUUAAAGUCACAUACUCCAUGCUUCUUAAUUUGAGAAGAGUAAAUGAAUCUGUUACCGUUGAAGCGAUGAUGCGCAAAUCUUUCAAGGAAUCGCCGUUGGCUUCGCAAGAAGCGUCAUAUAACAACGAGUUACGGAAAAUCGAACGCGAAUUAUCGAAUUUGCCGCCUUUGACCGAAAUCCAAAAAAAACUCUCUACGUUCUAUCACCAAGCGGUUGAUUAUCUAGAAGAUGUUAAAUUCCUAAAUCCUUAUUUGCUUACCUCGAAGAAGGCAGCGAAAAGUUUAAUCGAGGGCAGAGUUUUGUUAAUAUCGUAUGCGGAUCAUUACAAUAAACUAGCCCUGUUAUUACAAGUUUUAUAUCACAAAAGCUCUACUCAGUACAAAGUUUUGAUACUUAAGGACGCGAAUGUAUCCACUUCCGAAACUACUGAUUUUAAAAGUCCUCAGAUAUUUGAGAAAUGGAGCGAGAUUAUUAGCCUAACGAAAAAAGAAAUAUUUGUACCAAGCAUUAAUCCAUCGCACGAAGUUUUGACUGUAUUUCCAUGGCAUAUAUUGAAGAUAACUAAUUGUCAGAUAAAAAUUGACUGCUCUUUGGUAUUGAAUGAUUGGGAAAAGAGGCAAAUCUCACGAUUCAAAAACGACCCACCAGGACAAACAUGUCAGACAGCGGUUCAAGAAUUGACUUCUCUAUCAUUUAAUGCUUCUACCAAUGCUCGCAUUCUACAACCAUAUAUCGAGCCCUCAUCGAAAAAUGAUUUUCAAUUAAGAAUACAACAUAGAAACAAAUUAAAAGCUAGUCUGAACGAUAUGAAAUGUAUGGAAAUACCAAACUUUGAAGAACAAUUUAAACCUGUAUUUGAACGAAAUCAUCUUGAAGAUAAAAAGCGGCAGCUUCAACUUAAACUCAGCGAUGAAGGAAUGGCGUUAUAUCCGGAUUAUCUGAAUAUGGUAGCACUUCUCAAACACUUUAGAUACAUAGAUAAUGAUGAAAGAGUCGCCCUCAAAGGGAGAGUCGCGCUGCAAAUGGGUAGUAACGAACUGCUGAUAACAGAAUUGAUUCUAAAAAAUGUGUUAACCGUUCUACAACCAGCAGAAAUAGCAGCGUUACUAUCAGCACUGAUCUUUCAGCAACGCACGGAUGUCGAGCCUCAACUCACACCAACUCUUGCUAAUGCUUGCAAAAUAAUGAACGAGGUGCACGCGGAAUUGGAACAUCUAGAGCAAUACUAUCAACUGUCAACAUUGCUACCACUGAAUUUCGGCUUAGUAGAAGUUGUCUACGAAUGGGCACAGGCCAAAUCAUUCGCCGAGAUCAUGAAGAUGACUGAUGUCCAAGAAGGAAUUAUAGUCCGUUGCAUACAACAACUUGGCGAAACAUUACGAGAUGUUAAAAAUGCGGCUGUGACCAUAGGUGACCCGAUUUUAAAAGAGAAGAUGGAGGAAGCAUCGACCGCGAUCAAACGUGACAUAGUGUUUGCUGCGUCCUUAUAUACCCAAGACUGAAUGAAUAAUUUAACUCUGAUGAAAUCGAUAUAUUUUUUAUAAAAAGAUCAAUCAAAUAUUGUUGAAAGUACAUUCUCUUUGCGAAAAGAUAUUCUACACCAUCUAUAAGGACGUAUGAUGAAC
Molecule: messenger RNA, 3744 nt
Organism: Mycetomoellerius zeteki
Lineage: Eukaryota; Metazoa; Arthropoda; Insecta; Hymenoptera; Formicidae
Gene: tst
Product: superkiller complex helicase subunit twister
Exons: 11
Coding region: 1-3621 (1206 amino acids)
Biological process (GO): nuclear-transcribed mRNA catabolic process, 3'-5' exonucleolytic nonsense-mediated decay
Cellular component (GO): Ski complex
Molecular function (GO): ATP binding; RNA helicase activity; RNA binding
Source: RefSeq, a predicted model, not a curated record